Molecule: messenger RNA, 1518 nt
Organism: Ananas comosus (pineapple)
Lineage: Eukaryota; Viridiplantae; Streptophyta; Magnoliopsida; Poales; Bromeliaceae
Product: COMPASS-like H3K4 histone methylase component WDR5A
Exons: 3
Coding region: 7-1128 (373 amino acids)
Cellular component (GO): Set1C/COMPASS complex
Molecular function (GO): histone binding
Source: RefSeq, a predicted model, not a curated record
UUUUCUAUGCAAAUUGGCCUAAAUAUUAUCCCUAUCCCUGAUAAUGCAAUAAAUAAAAAACAAAACCCCGCUCCGACCCUUCCCUCCAAAACCCUUCCCCUCACCUCGUCUUCUCCGGCACCGAUGGCUUCCGCCGCCGACGCCUCCGGGGAGGACGCGGCUGCGGCGGCGAUCUUGCCGCCGUACGAGCUCCGCGCGACGCUCUCCGGGCACAAGCGCGCGGUCUCCGCGGCGAAGUUCUCCCCCGACGGGUCCCUCCUCGCCUCCGCCUCCGCCGACAAAACCCUCCGCAUCUACUCCGCGCACUCGCUCUCCCUCCUCGCCGAGCUCUCCCCCGCCCACGGCGAGGGGAUCUCCGACCUCGCCUUCUCCUCCGACGCGCGCCUCCUCUGCUCCGCCUCCGACGACCGCUCCCUCCGCCUCUGGGACCUCGCCGCCCCCGGAAACCCUACCCUCCUCAAAACCCUAAUCGGCCACACCAACUACGCCUUCUGCUGCGCCUUCAACCCCCAGUCCAACCUCGUCGCCUCCGGCUCCUUCGACGAGACCGUCCGCGUCUGGGAGGUGCGCUCCGGGCGCUGCCUCCGCGUCCUCCCCGCCCACUCCGAGCCCGUCACCGCCGUCGACUUCGACCGCGACGGCGCCCUCAUCGUCUCCGGCAGCUACGACGGCCUCUGCCGCGUCUGGGACUCCGGCACCGGCCACUGCGUCAAGACGCUCAUCGACGACGAGAGCCCGCCCGUGUCCUUCGCCAAGUUCUCCCCCAACGGCAAGUUCGUCCUCGCGAGCACCCUCGACAGCACCCUGCGGCUCUGGAAUUAUUCUGCUGGGAAAUUUCUAAAAAUAUACAAUGGGCAUGUCAACAAGAAGUUCUGCAUUCCGGCUGCAUUCUCGAUUACGAAUGGUAAGUACAUUGUGAGCGGCUCGGAGGACAACUGUGUGUACUUAUGGGACCUUCAAACGAGGAAGAUCGUUCAGAGACUGGAGGGCCACACAGACACGGUCAUCGCCGUUUCGUGCCAUCCCAAAGAGAACAUGAUCGCGUCGGGUGCGCUAGGUAAUGAUAAGACGGUUAAAGUAUGGGUGCAGAAGGAAGAGGAUCAAAUGAUCAAAUGGAAGAGUAAAUAAGAAUUUGGUUUUGCAUGUGAUGUGGAGGCUAACAGAGUAACUUGGACUUCCUCUUUGAGUGGAUUUGAUUGUUGUCUAAAGCUGAAACACUGAGGCAAAAAGAUAAGCAACGCUUAUCUUAUCUACUAAAUGUUUCUUAUUUACAAGAUUUUCAGUUAUUUCCAGCCUUAGUUUUCAUGUGCUCCUUCCAUAUGCGGAUAUGCCUUCCCUCUUUAUUUGUGUCCAUCAGUACGGGCCGUACCCACCAUACCGUAUCGUACCGAUAAGAUAUCGGCAUGAUACGACUCCAUGCCAAUGGCAUCGCUUAAAACCCUUAUAUGCCAUACCGUACUAUGUCAGUAAGUUUUCGACACAAUUGGGUGCCAUAAUUAAGUGUUAUUAUUAAUCUCA